This is a messenger RNA of Brassica rapa (field mustard), 480 nucleotides long. RefSeq lists its product as uncharacterized. The record is from RefSeq and is marked predicted. NCBI's taxonomy places the organism in Eukaryota, Viridiplantae, Streptophyta, Magnoliopsida, Brassicales, Brassicaceae.
AUGCCUAAAGACAGGAAGAUCGGAAUCGCGAUGGAUUUCUCAGAGAGCAGCAAGAACGCACUCAAAUGGGCCAUCGAGAACUUAGCUGACAAAGGAGACACACUUUACAUCAUCCACACACUACCAACCUCUGAAGCUGAAUCUCGUAACGCCCUCUGGCUCGAAUCCGGUUCUCCUCUCAUACCGUUGGCUGAGUUUAGGGAACCGAAGAUCAUGGAGAACUACGGUGUCAAGAUCGACAUCGCAUGUCUUGACAUGCUCGACACUGGUUCAAGGAAGAAAGAGGUGCAUGUAGUGACAAAACUAUACUGGGGAGAUGCAAGAGAGAAGCUUGUUGAUGCUGUUAAAGAACUCAAACUUGAUUCUAUUGUCAUGGGAAGCAGAGGACUCAGUGCCCUUCAAAGGAUAAUAAUGGGAAGCGUGAGCAGCUUUGUGAUCGACCACGCGCCGUGCCCUGUCACCAUUGUCAAGGAUAACUAA